ACUGCAGUAGUACACACUCUGGACCUUGACUCCACAUGCAGACACACUAACCUCUCGCAACACCACAACACGCCUCCAGUGGGAGCUUCCUGUGUUGUCGAAGAGAGGACUGUGAGGUUAACUCCUGAUGAAGAAAACUGUUUAAAUCUUCAUCUAAAGACCUGUAGACAUGAUGUCAAUGGAAAAUCUACCAUCAUGUUUAUUUGAGGUAAUCCUCUCACACCCAGCGUUGUCCUGUGCCUUACUUCUGGUCGCGCUUGCUUUGAUCCGCCGGUUCAUCAGAGAGUCUUACAGCGUGGACGGCCUCACACAGAAACAUGUGCUCAUCACAGGCUGCGACAGUGGCUUCGGGAACCUGCUGGCUAGACAGCUGGAUGGGAGAGGUGUCCAAGUCAUCGCUGCAUGCCUGACAGAGAAAGGCACGGCAGAUCUGGCAGCAGCAACCUCCCCCAGGCUGAAGACCCUCCUGCUGGAUGUUACAGACAGUGGGAGCAUCAGGAGGGCGGUGGAGUUUGUGAGCAGAGAGGUCGGAGAGCGAGGUCUGUGGGGUCUGGUGAACAACGCUGGCAGGUCCAUACCCAUCGGCCCCACAGAGUGGAUGCAGAUGGAGGAUUUCACAAAGGUGCUGGAUGUGAAUCUGAUCGGAGUCAUCGAUGUCACCCUUCAGUUUCUUCCUCUGGUGAAGAAGGCUCGGGGAAGGGUGGUGAAUGUGGCCAGCAUCUUUGGUAGACUGUCUCUCACAGGUGGAGGAUACUGUCUGUCCAAAUAUGGAGUGGAGGCUUUCUCUGACUCCCUCAGGAGAGAUAUGAGGCACUUUGGUGUCAAAGUGUGCAUGAUUGAGCCAGGCUUCUUCAAGACAGGACUAACACAGCUGGAUCCUAUUGAAGCUGACCUAAAGAGGAUGUGGAGCCGCCUCCCUCAGGACGUCAAAGACUCUUACGGGGCCACGUACUUUGACGACUAUAUAAAAGCCCAGGCUUUCUCCAUGGGCAUCCUCUGCAGUUCAGACCUGUAUAAGGUGACCAGGUGUAUGCAGCACGCACUAACUGCUCAAUUCCCACGUAUACGCUACAGCGCAGGCUGGGACGCCAAGUUUCUGUGGAUUCCUUUGUCCUACAUGCCAUCGUUUGUGUCUGACUUUUUUGUAAAUGCGCUCCUCCCUUUACCCAAGGAUGAAAGAAAAAUCAAAUAGGUAGUGUGAGAAUGAAAAAGAGCCAAACUGUGUUACAAAAUAGGAAAUUUAUUCAUUCAUCUUCAGCAGCAGCAUGUUGUGGAUGAUCACAGACACGGUUUUUAUUGUCCUCAUUAUGAUACAAAAUAAAUCAAUCUGUGAUAAAUUUAUAAAACAUCUGUCUACAUCUGCAUCCUCCGCUCAUGUUGUGCUAAUCAGUGACUUAAAAAUUCAUUUAAUGUGACAAAUAUGGGCACAUUCAAGUAUUGCUCCAAACCAUUUUGGCUGAUAUCCAAUAUCAUUAGUAAAAACGAUCAUGUUGAUUCAAAGUCUGGGGAAGAAAAGGUAGAAAUGAUAAGGUUUAGAUCCAAUUAUUUUUUUCCUAGUUUCCAGCUCUGAAAUGAGGUAUAUAAAUGUAAAAGAUGAAGUAAAUACAUCUUCAGUGUUGCUCAGUGGUAAUAAAAAUAUCACUAAAUAACCUUUGAUCGUAUAAGUACUGUACAUUCAGAAUGCAGUUCUUUUCACGUCUGUUAUUGUGUUUAUGUUGAACAGUUCAUAGGCUCUAUUUCAAAGAUAUUUUAUGACAAAAUCGUACUGUUCAAAUUUACAAAUAUACAUCUUAUUAACAGUUCUAUCAGCAGCUUCAGUGCAAAGAUAUACAUUUUGUACAUCAGAAUAAAGAAAACAUUAACACAAGAAUUGGCAUAAGAAAUAUCAGAAGGCGUAGUCACACGUGACUUUUUUCUUCAUUCUAUAGAAAAUGUGUUUCUCUCUCCUACAACACUCUGAGUUUGUACACAGGCUGCAUAAAAAAAUAAAUUCUGUGCAAAGCAUG
Cheilinus undulatus (humphead wrasse) is the source of this 2006-nucleotide messenger RNA. It is a transcript of the gene rdh1, whose product is annotated as retinol dehydrogenase 1. Lineage: Eukaryota; Metazoa; Chordata; Actinopteri; Labriformes; Labridae. The transcript is spliced from 6 exons. The record is from RefSeq and is a predicted model, not a curated record. The coding region runs from base 170 to 1192 and encodes 340 amino acids.